AUGGGUUCCCGCUGUGCCAAGAUUGGCAUGGGCCACGGCCGGGGCCACGAAUACUCCAUGAAGAAGCUCGUGGCCUGCGUGAGCCAGGAUAACUUCUCCUUGUCAUCGGAGGGCGAGGAGGAGGAGGAGGGCGAGGAGGAGGAAGAGGAGGAGGAGGAGGAGGAGGGAGAAGAGGAGGAGCUCCCAGUGCAGGGCAAGCUGCUGCUGAUGGAGGCUGGGCAGCAGGAGGAAGGGGCCGAAGACACCGACUCGGGGGCCCAGCAGAGCCCCGAGCCCAAGCAGACACGCUCCUGA
Molecule: messenger RNA, 294 nt
Organism: Dama dama (fallow deer)
Lineage: Eukaryota; Metazoa; Chordata; Mammalia; Artiodactyla; Cervidae
Gene: PRM3
Product: protamine 3
Exons: 1
Coding region: 1-294 (97 amino acids)
Biological process (GO): flagellated sperm motility
Cellular component (GO): cytoplasm
Source: RefSeq, a predicted model, not a curated record